Phytophthora nicotianae INRA-310 is the source of this 1750-nucleotide messenger RNA. RefSeq lists its product as hypothetical. The record is from RefSeq and is a predicted model, not a curated record. Gene Ontology annotation, molecular function: oxidoreductase activity, acting on paired donors, with incorporation or reduction of molecular oxygen, reduced pteridine as one donor, and incorporation of one atom of oxygen; prephenate dehydratase activity; iron ion binding. Gene Ontology annotation, biological process: L-phenylalanine biosynthetic process. The transcript has 8 exons. NCBI's taxonomy places the organism in Eukaryota, Oomycota, Peronosporomycetes, Peronosporales, Peronosporaceae. The coding region runs from base 438 to 1481 and encodes 347 amino acids.
CGCUCAUGUCAACUUGGCAAAGUCACUGCGUCUAAUCGAUGCUACAGCGUCUAAUCAGCCGAGCCUUCAACAGGCGUUGCGCUUGACAGGCGUCAUUCGCCAACUUGCUGCGUCCCUGCCACUUUCUUCUUUUGCCACGAUGCUGCGCUCGCUCCUCUCGCUGCCCCGCACUUCCUUCCUCACUCAUGGCGUGCGUAGUGCUUAAAUUAAAGCUGUCCUGUAACUCGCUCUGAGACUGAAGUUGUCUAUUGUCGUAAUUGCAACAGGUCCGUCCAACCAACGCCCGCGCACCGCUCGUGGCUUCGCUGCUGCAAAAUGGAACGCGGUGCUUCAGUGCACCGCGUGAGGACAACAAAACGUCCAUCCUGUUGCAGGUGGAGGACGGCCCCGGCGCGCUGCAGGAGACGCUCAAGUUUUUCUGGAAGCACGACGUCAACAUGACGCGUAUCGAGUCGCGUCCCGCCAAGGGCCACAACAUGAACUACAGCUUCUUCAUUGAUUUCGAGGGAAAGAGCGGCCAACACAAGGUGAACGAUCUCAUGGCCGACCUCGAGAAGAACUGCCUCGACGUCAUGGUGCUGAAUGACAAGAAGGUGCCGUGGUUCCCGCGUAAGAUUAACGAGCUGGAUCGCUCGGUAGCCAACAUUCUGGACGCCGGAACGGACCUGGAAUCGGACCACCCAGGCUUUAGCGACCAAGAGUACCGCCGACGUCGCAACAUGUUCGCAGAGAUUGCCCAGAACUACCGUCAAGGAGACCCGAUUCCUCGUCUGGACUACACACAGGAUGAGAUUAAAACAUGGGGCGUUAUCUACAAGCGUAUGAAGGAGAUGUGGAAGCAGCACGCUUGCGAUGAGUUUAACUACAUUAUCCCGCUCCUCGAGAGCAACUGUGGUUACGCCGAGGACAACAUCCCGCAACAAGAGGAUAUCUCGAACUUCCUCAAGGAGUGCACGGGUUUCACUCUGCGUCCGGUCGGUGGCUUGCUUUCGUCGCGUGAUUUCCUGAAUGGACUUGCGUUCCGUGUCUUCUUCUCGACGCAGUACAUUCGCCACCACUCGAUGCCGCUGUACACGCCGGAGCCUGAUAUUUGCCACGAACUGAUGGGUCACGCCCCCAUGUUUGCUGACCCCGACUUUGCGGACUUUUCGCACGAAGUUGGUCUUGCCUCUCUCGGAGCAUCAGACGAAGAGAUCGAGCGUCUUGCCACGUGCUACUGGUUCUCAGUGGAGUUUGGAAUCACAAAACAGCGUGGUGAAUACAAGGCCUACGGAGCUGGACUGCUUUCGAGCUUCGGCGAGAUGGAGUACGCCUGUGCAGCCAACCGCCCUGCAGGCAGUGAUAUGCCCGAGUACCGUCCUUGGGACCCGUUCUCGGCCUGCAAGCAGAAAUACCCCAUCACUACCUAUCAGCCUGUGUACUACGUCGCUGACAGUUUGGUAAGGAUAUGUCGAUUCACUGUUGACUUGCUGGUUUAUUAAUGUUUGUUUUCCCCUCCGUUUUCUUAUCAGUUCGAUGCAAAGGAGAAGAUGCGUGGCUUCUGCGAAGACUUGAAGAAGCCAUUCCAGGCUCGUUACGACCCGUACUCUCAGACGGUGUCGAUCGACCGUGCAGUGCAGCGCCAGGAAAUUUAAAAUCGCUCCGAUUCGCUCGUACAAUUCUUCAAUCGAUUGAUUUUGUUGUAAAUAACAAGUUACCAGUUUGCCUUCGUUUUAGCCACCUAUUUUUGAAGUUCAGGUAUAUACCUGGA